GCAGCGGAAGUGUGAUGCGGCGGCGUUCGUUCGGUCUCCGGCGAUGAUGCUUCGGGGCUUAACGCAUAACGGCAUCCAGAGCAGAGCGACGCGCGUGCGCACCAGCGGGGGCUGAGGACGGACAACAGCUGUACCGGAGGCCACAAUGCGACUGGCGCUCUGGGCUCCUGCCUUGGUCUGCAUCGGCAAUAGCUGCGCAGAGUGAUCCAGAGAGCUCGUACUAUGCGCUCCUCUAGACCCACACACAGAAGAGCACAAGCGGAGCCGUCUCAAAAUGAGCACCGGAUUCAGCUCGAGCUCCUGCCGCUUCGCGGAUUAUUUCGUGACCUGCGGUCUGGACACCGAGAGCGGCUUAGAACCAGACGAGCUGUCCGCUUUAUGCCAGUAUAUACAGGCUACUAAAUUCAGAGAUGUUGCCAGAGGAAAGUUGGCGGGUGCAAAAGAAGGUGAGAAUUUUGAGCAGAGUCCACUGCGGAGAACUUUUAAAUCUAAAGUUCUAGCGCACUAUCCCGACAAUGUGGAGUGGAACCCUUUUGACCAGGAUGCAGUGGGCAUGCUCUGUAUGCCAAAGGGCUUGUCCUUCCGCACCCAGACAGACAUCCGCAAGCCCCAGUUCCACUCUUUCAUUAUCACGAGAGAGGACGGCUCCCGAACCUACGGCUUUGCCCUCACCUUCUUUGAGGAGGUGACCAGCAAGCAGAUCUGCAGUGCCAUGCAGACGCUCUACCACAUGCACAAUGCAGAACAGUACGACAUCUUGCACACGCCACCCACACCUCGCAGUGCAGAAGACACCCGUUCCACCCCUCAACAACUGCUCGCUGCUCCCUCUUUGUCUCGACUGCAGCGUUUCAACUCCUACGACAUCAGCCGAGACACACUCUAUGUGUCCAAAUGCAUCUGCCUGAUCACACCCAUGGCCUUCGCCCACGCCUGCAGAAGGGUUCUGGAACAGCUGCACCAGGCCGUCACCUCACCUCAGCCCCCGCCGAUGCCGCUGGAGAGCUACGUCUACAAUGUCCUCUACGAGGUCCCGCUACCACCGGCCGGGCGUUCCUUGAAGUUCUCGGGCGUAUACGGGCCAGUGGUGUGUCAGAGACCCAGCACGGCUGAGCUGCCCCUCUUUGACUUUCCCCUGCAGGAGGUGUUUGAGCUGCUAGGCGUGGAGAACGUGCUACAGCUCUUCACCUGUGCACUGCUGGAGAUCCAGAUCCUUCUGUACUCGCAACAUUACCAGCGGCUGAUGACGGUAGCGGAGAGCAUCACAGCUUUAAUGUUCCCCUUCCAAUGGCAGCAUGUGUACGUGCCCAUCCUGCCCGCUUCACUGCUCCACUUCCUGGACGCUCCUGUGCCCUACCUCAUGGGUCUGCACUCCAACGGCCAGGAUGACCGCACCAAGCUGGAACUUCCCCAAGAGGCCAACCUUUGUUUUGUCGAUAUUGACAACCACUUUAUCGAGCUACCUGAGGACCUGCCUCAGUUCCCCAACAAGCUGGAGUUCAUCCAGGAGAUCUCGGAGGUUCUGUUGGCUUUCGGCAUAUCUUCAGAGGCAAAGCCACAGUGCAGCGAGGGCCAGAGCAAGCUCAGGGUCUUCCGCUCGGGUGACAUGGCUUCUGACAAGCGCAACGGCAACCUGGCCGGCUCACCGCUCAACUCGUACUUGCUGAGAGAAAACCAAACCAUAGCUCGUCUGCAAGCGCUGGUCAAGAGGACUGGAGUCAGUCUGGAGAAGCUGGAUGUAAAGGAGGAUACGAGCACUCAUAAGGAUUCAAAAGUGCAGUGUGAUGAAGAAGAGCUGAAAAAGUAUCAGUUGAACAUUCAUGUGCGAGAGGUCUUCGCCAACCGCUUCACGCAGAUGUUCUCUGACUAUGAGGUGUUUGUCAUUCAGCCCAGCCAAGACAAAGAGUCCUGGUUCAGCAAUCGAGACCAGAUGCAGAACUUUGACAAGGCCUCCUUCUUGUCGGAUCAGCCCGAACCUUACCUGCCAUUCCUCUCUCGCUUCCUGGAGACGCAGAUGUUUGCCUCUUUCAUCGACAGUAAGAUCCUGUGCCACGAUGAUGAGGACAAAGAGCACACACUGAGAGUAUUUGAUUCCCGUGUUGACAAGAUCCGCAUGUUAAAUGUCAGGACACCCACCCUGCGGACCUCCAUGUACCAGAAAUGCACCAACAUUGAUGAAGCAGAAAAGGCCAUUGAGAUGAGACUGUGUAAGAUCGACCACACGGCUCUGCAUCCCCACCUGCUGGACAUGAAGAUCGGUCAGGGCCGCUAUGAGCCAGGCUUUUUCCCCCGCUUACAGUCUGAUGUUCUCUCUACUGGACCCACCAGCAACAAAUGGGCGAAGCGCAGUGCACCAGCACAAUGGCGGAGGAAGGACAGACAGAAACAACACACUGAACAUCUGGACAAUGACCAGAGAGAGCAUGUGGAGUGUCUGUUUUCUGAGCUUCAGCUUCUGCUGGCUCUGGACUACUACUGGUUCUCGCAGUCCUUCAGGCCCUGUCUAAAGUCCGUCAAGGUGGAUGUGAAGUACAUCCAGGAGGCCAGGAACCUGGGCACCACUCUCCGCCAGCCCAAGCUCUCCAACCUGUCACCUUCAGUCAUCGCACAGACCAACUGGAAGUUUGUAGAGGGACUGUUAAAAGAGUGCAGAAAUAAGACCAAACGCAUGCUGGUGGAGAAGAUGGGACGGGAAGCGGUGGAGCUGGGCCACGGGGAGGUUAGCAUCACUGGUGUAGAGGAGAACACACUCAUCGCCAGCUUGUGUGAUCUGCUGGAAAGAAUCUGGAGCCACGGUCUGCAGGUCAAGCAGGGAAAAUCUGCCUUGUGGUCGCACCUCUUACAUUAUCAGGAGAGUAAAGAGAAGAGAGACGCUACUCCAGCAGGCCUCGUCCCUCCUGGCAUCAUUCAUGACACAGAGAGACGGAAGUCAGAUGCUGGCUGUGCAAUGCCUCCUCUCAAGGUCUCUAUGAUACAGGACAUGAGGCACAUCCAGAAUAUCAGUGAGAUCAAGACAGACGUUGGGAAGGCCAGGGCAUGGGUUCGUCUUUCCAUGGAGAAGAAACUGCUGUCCAGGCACCUGAAGCAGCUGCUGUCUGACCAUGAGCUCACCAAGAAACUCUAUAAGCGCUAUGCUUUCCUGCGCUGUGAUGAUGAGAAGGAGCAGUUCCUCUACCAUCUCCUCUCUUUCAACGCUGUGGACUACUUCUGCUUUACCAACGUCUUCACCACAAUUAUGAUACCAUAUCAUGUGGUCAUCAUUCCCAGCAAGAAACUAGGUGGCUCCAUGUUUACGGCCAACCCCUGGGUGUGUGUGUCAGGGGAGCUAGCUGAGACUGGAGUCCUGCAGGUCCCCAAAAACACUCUGGAGAUUACAUUUGAGUGCCAGAACCUGGGGAAGCUGACCACAGUACAGAUGGGCCAUGAUAACUCAGGACUGUAUGCUAAGUGGCUAGUAGAGUGUGUAAUUGUCCGCAAUGGGAUCACAGGGCACACCUACAAGUUUCCAUGCGGCCGUUGGCUCGGGAAAGGAGUAGAUGAUGGCAGCUUGGAAAGGAUACUGGUGGGCGAAUUGGUGACUAACACGGAGACUGAUGACAGAAUGUGCCGGACUCCUCCAAUGCAGCAAUCCCCUGGGAUGAUGCGAAGAUUUGUCACCAUUUCGCCAAACAGCAAACCAAAGUUAAACACGGGCCAGAUCCAGGAAGGGGUGGGAGAGGCCAUUAACAGUAUCGUCAAACACUUCCAUAAGCCAGAAAAAGAGAGAGGAAGCCUCACAUUGCUUCUGUGUGGAGAGUACGGUUUGGUAUGGGCUCUAGAGCAGGUGUUCCAGCAUGGCUUCAAGUCUCCUCGCCUUUUCAAGAACGUCUUCAUUUGGGACUUUCUAGAAAAAGCGCAGGUCUGCUUUGAGAGUACAGAACAGAGUCAGAUGACCCAGGAUGAGAACUGGCAGAUGAGAGUGCGCCAUUUCUGUCAUUUCAUGCGCGCCAUCAACAGCACACCCAGAAACAUUGGCAAAGACGGGAAGUUUCAGAUGCUUGUGUGUCUCGGAGCCAGAGAUCACCUGCUGCACCACUGGAUCGCACUUCUUGCCGAGUGUCCAAUCACAGCACAGAUGUACGAGGACAUGGCGCUCUUAAAGGACCAUUCUCUGGUGAACUCUCUGAUUCGAGUGCUACAGACUCUGCAGGAAUUCAAUAUCACUCUGGAGGCCUCUCUCGUCAAAGGGAUCGGGAUAUAAUGCCGUCUGAAUGUAGAACUAACACACAGAUCAGCGGGACCAUGGACUAACUUUUUUUUAUAUGGAGAGACUUGAACAAAAGGACUAAACCUGGCUUGCGUUAAAACUACUGUCAUGUUUGCCAUAUAUUAAGUGCAAUGAGCCUUUUCAGACGUGUCAUUAUUUUUAUCAACAACGUUACUGACAUUCAAAUAUGUCUAUUAUUUUGAUCCAUACUUUUCACAAAAGGUGAAAACCCCCACCUGUGCUAUACCGUUUUAUUAAAAGCUCAAUAUUUUUCGUUGUUGUUGUUGUGGACUGCUGACAAUGG
Sinocyclocheilus grahami is the source of this 4550-nucleotide messenger RNA. RefSeq names its product DENN/MADD domain containing 5A (gene dennd5a). The transcript is spliced from 24 exons. The record is from RefSeq and is a predicted model, not a curated record. Gene Ontology annotation, molecular function: small GTPase binding; guanyl-nucleotide exchange factor activity. Bases 275 to 4240 code for a protein of 1321 amino acids. Gene Ontology annotation, biological process: retrograde transport, endosome to Golgi. Gene Ontology annotation, cellular component: trans-Golgi network. NCBI's taxonomy places the organism in Eukaryota, Metazoa, Chordata, Actinopteri, Cypriniformes, Cyprinidae.